GAUGUCUCGACAUAUCACCGUGAACGCUUCGUCCCAUCGCAACGUGAAGCUGUCGGGGCCGAUCCUUCCAACCUCUGCAGCGAAACCCAGCGUAUCACAACAGAGCCUGGGGCUAGUCUCAGAUUCCCCUGACGCCACUGCAUAGUAUAUCUGUCAAGGUACCCGCGAUGAGCACAUGACUCUGGUCUCAGACUUUCAUUCACCGAUAAACCCAUGAUUCAGAUAUGGACAUGAGGGCUGUACGGUAAAGGAGCCCCGGUUCGAAUUGUGCUUCUUCGCAUUACCAGCAUGGCUCAUUGUGACUCACGAUGAAGAUAUUGUGCGAGAUGAUAAUACUGCCGGACGUUCUCCCACCCCCAUCCCACUCAGAUAAGUGUAGAUAAGCUCGAGACGCUCAGAAAUGGCGGCGAAUUUGAUAUCGAACAUGCCGUGCCUUUGUUGCUAGUGACUCAGCCGUUCCCGCGGGGUGAUGUAAGGGUAAGCCCGCGCAAAAAGAAAAAUCUCCAAGGCCAUUAAGAAAAAAAAGACAAUCCAACUUCCUUUUUUGCGAUCAACACCAUCCUACAAACCGUCAAUAUGCCCAUCAAUCAACCCUCUAACCAGAUCAAACUCACAAAUGUAUCCCUGGUACGCUACAAAAAGGCAAAAAAGCGUUUCGAGAUCGCCUGCUACAAGAACAAAGUACUCGAAUGGCGGUCCGGCAACGAAAAAGACAUCGACAAUGUUCUCCAAAUUCCUAACGUUUUCCUCAAUGUCUCGCGAGGACAAACUGCACCGACGGCCGAUCUAGCAAAGGCCUUUGGAAAAGAUACUCCCGUCCAAGACAUCAUUCUCGAAAUAUUAAACAAGGGAGAGUUACAAGUGGGAGAGAAAGAACGUCAUGCACAGCUGGAGCGAGUGCACAACGAAGUGAUCAGUAUCGUAGCCAGCAAACUGGUGGAUCCAAAGUCGAAGCGCGUGUACACCACCGGAAUGAUAGAGAAAGCACUUGAGAUGCUCAGUUCGCAGGGUUCGCAAGCACAGGAAAAAGAGAAGAAUCUGGGCAGCGAAACUGCAACCCCGACGACGGGAGAAGAAGGAGAGGCAAAGCCAAUACCGAGAGCGAGGGAACAUGCUUGGACGGGUGUUGUGGCUACAAAGAGCGCAAAGAGUCAGGCGUUGGAAGCGAUGAAGGCGUUGAUUGCUCACCAGCCCAUUCCAGUCGCGAGAGCAAGGAUGAGGUUGAGAGUUACCCUGCCUACCAAGAUUCUAAAGCAGGUUGUUAAGGCUCCUGGACCAAAAUCCGUUGAUGAGGGAGAGGGUGAUAAGAAGGAGACGGUCAAGGAUAGAGUAUUGGGAUAUGUAGAGCAGGUCGAGACUCAGGAUGUGAUGGGUGCAGAGUGGGAGGUAGUAGGCUUUGUAGAACCUGGUGCCUUCAAGGGAAUAGGAGAUUUCAUCAGUACGGAGACGAAGGGACAGGGCAGAGUUGAGGUGUUGGAUAUGGCUGUUACUCAUGAAGACUAAAGGGUCCAAGUCUUCUGUUGCAACUUGGGUCUGGUAUCAUUUAGCGGGUCUAGAAUGGCGUUAGGGGUAGCAAAAGUAGUUUACAUUUUACCUUGUGGUUAUAUAUCCUGUAUGUUGAUUGGUUUGUCAUUUUGAGAAUCAAAGAAAGUUACGUCGUGCACAUUAGCAGAUAUGAUUACA
Messenger RNA from Botrytis cinerea B05.10, 1683 nucleotides. RefSeq lists its product as hypothetical. The transcript has a single exon. Lineage: Eukaryota; Fungi; Ascomycota; Leotiomycetes; Helotiales; Sclerotiniaceae. The record is from RefSeq and is a predicted model, not a curated record. Gene Ontology annotation, biological process: cytosolic ribosome assembly; ribosome biogenesis. Bases 577 to 1503 code for a protein of 308 amino acids.